Balearica regulorum gibbericeps (East African grey crowned-crane) is the source of this 1292-nucleotide messenger RNA. The record is from RefSeq and is a predicted model, not a curated record. NCBI's taxonomy places the organism in Eukaryota, Metazoa, Chordata, Aves, Gruiformes, Gruidae.
UCCGUCUUCGCGCGGCCCUCCAGUGUGCCCCAUGGAGCCGGCUACGAGCUGCUGAUCCAGAAGUUCCUCAGCCUCUACGGGGACCAGAUAGACAUGCACCGCAAGUUCGUGGUGCAGCUCUUCGCCGAGGAGUGGAGCCAGUACAUAGAUCUGCCCAAGGGCUUCCUGGUCAGCGAACGCUGCAAGGUGCGCCUAGUACCGCUGCAGUUUCAGAUGACUACUUUGGGCAACCUGACACCCUCAAGCACUGUGUUUUUCUGUUGUGAUAUGCAAGAGCGAUUCCGGCCUGCCAUCAAGUACUUCGGUGAUAUCAUCAGCGUGGGCCAACGACUACUCCAAGGUGCACGGCUCUUAGGAAUUCCAGUUAUUGUAACUGAACAGUAUCCCAAAGGUCUUGGCAGCACUGUGCAAGAAAUCGAUUUAACAGGAGCUAAACUUGUGCUUCCGAAAACAAAAUUUUCCAUGGUGUUGCCAGAAGUCGAAGCAGCAUUAGCAGAGAUACCUGGAGUCCGCAGCGUUGUUCUGUUUGGAGUAGAAACUCAUGUGUGCAUCCAGCAAACAGCAUUGGAAUUAAUCGGCAGAGGUCUAGAAGUUCAUAUCGUUGCUGAUGCCACGUCAUCAAGAAGUAUGAUGGACAGAAUGUUUGCUCUUGAGCGUCUUGCUCGUACUGGAAUUAUAGUUACUACUAGCGAAGCUAUAUUGCUGCAGUUGGUAGCUGAUAAAGAACAUCCAAAAUUCAAAGAAAUCCAAAAUCUCAUUAAGGCGAGUGCCCCUGAGUCAGGGCUCCUUUCCAAAGUUUAAAGAGGAUGUGGAGGAAGCAGAUCUCAUUGUCAUCUUUAAGGAGGAAGGAAAGCUGUAAGCGCACAUGUACACCUUCUUUCACUCAAAGUUUGGUAGAAGUAUAAAAUUAAAAAUUGCAUACUCGUGCUUGCCUUAGCAAAGUUGUCUGGUUAUACAUCUGGGUGCCAGUAUGUUCUCUUUAGUUACAGAUGUCCAAAGGCUUUGGGUAGCAUAGGACCUUUUUGUUGUCAAAUUUCCUUAUUUAUUUAAAAAACGAAAAUUAACAGAGAUGCUUGCUAGUCUAUACUACACAGUGAUUGUAACAGCUCCAAAAAGUGCAUACUUCUAUGACACCUCUUGAAUGUGCACUUUGUAGAAUUGUUCUGUGAUAUUCUGUUUUACUUUUGUCUUAAUAGAAGAUAAUUAUGUAUUGGAUAAAUGUGAUGUCAUAUGCUGUAAUGUUCUAUUUAAAUGAAGUAUUUUAAUAGGGCAUAAGUUAAAAAUGAGUAAGA